AUGUGGGGUUAUAGAGCCGCAAAAGUACAACAACCUCCGGACCCGGAAUAUUUGCAGGAGAAAAGGAAUUACGAAAACGAAUCAGCCGUGGUAUUUAUUACACUCAGAGGAAACCAAGGAGGUUACGGUGGAGGCCUUGGCUAUGGAGAAUACAGCGGACAGUAUGGAAACAAUGGAGGAUAUCGCCCAGGUGAAUUUGGAAAUUCAUAUGGUGGCGCCUACGGAAGCCCAUAUGGCGGCGGCUUCGGAAGUCCAUAUGGAGGCGGUUUCUACGGAUGA
Messenger RNA from Cooperia oncophora, 279 nucleotides. NCBI's taxonomy places the organism in Eukaryota, Metazoa, Nematoda, Chromadorea, Rhabditida, Trichostrongylidae. The record is from the annotation of a GenBank genome assembly.